Messenger RNA from Helianthus annuus (common sunflower), 450 nucleotides. RefSeq lists its product as uncharacterized. The transcript has a single exon. The coding region runs from base 1 to 450 and encodes 149 amino acids. The record is from RefSeq and is a predicted model, not a curated record. Lineage: Eukaryota; Viridiplantae; Streptophyta; Magnoliopsida; Asterales; Asteraceae.
AUGGGAGUUCAGGUUUUGUCUUAUUCGGACCGAUGGAAGUGGAGUGCAGACCCAGCUGGUAUGUUUUCUGUUAAAUCUGUUAAAAGAUUGUUGAAAGAGGAGGAGGAGGUUCAAGGUAGUUCUUUCAUUUUGAGUUGGUGUAAAUGGGUCCCCGCUAAGGUUAACAUUCACGCGUGGAGGAUGGAGAUGGAUAAAGUCCCUACCGCCGAAGCCUUAACAAAGAGAAAUAUUGGUAUCACCGCCUCCUUAUGCCCGAUGUGUAAUUCGGAAGAAGAAACGGUCGAUCAUGUGUUUAAUACGUGCAUUAUUGCCGCGAACGUUUGGAACGGUGUUAGUGUUUGGUGUAAGAUACCAAACAUUUUCGCCUUUUAUCUCAAAGACCUCCUUUCUAUUUUAAAGACCUUGACGUAUCGGAGAAGAAAAAGGACGCGGUUCAAGGAAUUAUUUUGA